Molecule: messenger RNA, 531 nt
Organism: Hyaloperonospora brassicae
Lineage: Eukaryota; Oomycota; Peronosporomycetes; Peronosporales; Peronosporaceae
Source: the annotation of a GenBank genome assembly
AUGGCGUUAAAUGCAUCGGAACAGGUCUGCAUCGUGGACGAGAAGAAUCACGUGAUUGGCAAAGCCGAUCGCGCUGUUAUGCGCGCGUUCAACCUUCCACACCGCGCAUCAUAUAUUGCGAUCAAGAAUCCAAGUGGUAAGUACUUUGUGCAGCGCCGCACGAUGCUUAAGGAUUAUUGUCCUGGAAUGUUGGAUCCCAUGACCGGUGGGGUUGUGCAAUUCGGCGAGUCCAUGGAGUUGAACGCACAGCGCGAAGCUGAAGAAGAGAUGGGGGUCAAGCACACGUCGCUGCGCUACUUGACAACUUUUUAUUAUGGAGAUGAUUGCAGUCGUGUGUGGGGCGGCCUCUUCGACUGCAUCUUUGACGGUCCGCUGGUGUUACAGGUUGAGGAAGUCGACGAGGUCCUCACAAUGUCAGCAGACGAGAUAUUGGCACGGCAAGAAGAGUUUACGCCGGAUGGCAUCUUCGCUUUUAAAAAGUACCUGACAAUUCUCGAGACGGCCGAAAAUGCGGGUGACGGUCGAUUCUAG